AUACAAUUGCAGACGAACCUUCAAUCAAACUUACGGCUGCUCUAAAUCAGAGACGAAUAAAGGUGAUGCACCGAAAUAGAUAACCGAAUGUCAAUCGUAUAAAAUGAAAUUGAUUGGAUUUACAUAAAAUAAUGAUGUUUUAUCGCUGAAAUAUACAAUUUUAAUUGAUGAUUGAGAGAAAAAUUAACAUAGAUAAAAUCAUAUCAUUCCAAAAUCGAGAUUUUUUUAUACAUAGCAUAAUUUUUCACUGGAAAAAGUUCAAGAACAGAAAAAGUUGUAGUUAUGAACGCAGACCAGGUGAUAGCAUUAACAGAAGAACAAGUAGCAGAAUUUAAAGAAGCAUUCUCGUUAUUUGAUAAAGAUGGUGAUGGAACCAUCACAACAAGUGAACUGGGCACAGUCAUGCGCUCUUUAGGUCAAAAUCCAACGGAAGCGGAACUUCAAGAUAUGAUCAACGAAGUAGAUGCUGACGCUGUAGCAUUUUAUGGAGCAAUGCAGAUAAACUGCUGCGGAAUUGGUAAUGGAACAAUCGAUUUCGAAGAAUUUUUGCUUAUGAUGGCAAGGAAAAUGAAAGACACUGAUAGUGAAGAAGAACUUCGGGAGGCAUUCAGAGUGUUCGAUAAGGAUGGGAACGGAUUUAUAAGUGCGGCAGAAUUAAGGCAUGUAAUGACAAAUUUAGGUGAAAAAUUAACGGACGAAGAAGUAGAUGAAAUGAUUAAAGAAGCAGAUUUGGAUGGCGAUGGAUUAGUUAACUAUGAAGAUUUUAUGGGAUAUGCAAGAUUAAUUCUUUCUCGAAAGACAAAAAGAUGAAGAUCUUCACCUACCAACAUGCUUCCUUACCAUUCCAUCUCCUUGUGUACGCCUUAUGACCUUGUGACGUCACUUCCUGUUUGGUGCCAUGUCAUACCAAGUCUCUGACUAACAAUGAAGGAGUGCACUAAUUAUUUGCUUUGCGCAUGUUUGACUAACUAAAAUGCUAGACAAGAUAUGCAUUUAUUCCAAGAUUGUACUUGGUGUUUGAUAUUGUACUUUUCAUAAUUCCGAAAACUUUAUGUAAAUAUAUAGAUAUCAAUAAACAACUCUAUGUGUUGUCUCAAGAAAUAUAAAAACGCUCAGAUGAUUUCACUUCAGAAGUGAAAGUGUUUUA
This is a messenger RNA of Mytilus trossulus (common blue mussel), 1147 nucleotides long. RefSeq names its product calmodulin-A-like. Bases 283 to 810 code for a protein of 175 amino acids. The record is from RefSeq and is a predicted model, not a curated record. The transcript has 6 exons. Gene Ontology annotation, molecular function: calcium ion binding; enzyme regulator activity. NCBI's taxonomy places the organism in Eukaryota, Metazoa, Mollusca, Bivalvia, Mytilida, Mytilidae.